CGGCUGGGAGGGCCGCCGCUGCAGUUAGAAAGUCAAUCCCCCCAACACUGGCCCAGCAACAAGGCGGAUGCUAAGCGAUAUCGGUGAGGACGUCAGUCAGUCGGACCCAGGGCCAUCUAAUCAAACAAUUGCCAAUGCACGCCCGGCUGUGAGGGCCGCCGCUGCAGUUAGGACAGUCAGUUCCCCCAACACUUGCCCAGCGACAAGACGGACGCUAAGCAAUAUCGUUCAAUCUGGUAAGGACGUCAGACAGUCGGAUCCAGGGUCAUCUAAUCAAUCAGUUGCCAAUGCUCCAGUUCUGAACACCAUUGCAGCGGAAGUGCAACACCCUGCAGUCGCAGAACAACAAGGAGGCGAAUAUAAAGGAUGAUUGUUUGUCACAUCAAAUUAUGGCCUAAAGGAUCUCAAUCAA
Magallana angulata is the source of this 412-nucleotide messenger RNA. RefSeq lists its product as uncharacterized. Bases 68 to 370 code for a protein of 100 amino acids. The record is from RefSeq and is a predicted model, not a curated record. The transcript has 2 exons. NCBI's taxonomy places the organism in Eukaryota, Metazoa, Mollusca, Bivalvia, Ostreida, Ostreidae.